GGCUCAGUGACGGGCUGAUCACCAUGGCGGCGGCUGGGAGCGGCAUGGAGCAGAAACGUGAAGGGACUCAGAAGAAAAGAAGGGGCCCGGGACUCAUCGCCACCGCUUAUAUGGUCGUUUAUAACGUGGUGAUGACGGCUGGAUGGCUUGUCAUCGCAGUGGGUCUGAUUCGAGCUGGCUUGGCAAGGGGCACAUACCACGGCCUCUAUUAUUCCAUUGAGAAACCAUUGAAGUUCUUCCAGACGGGGGCAUUGCUGGAGAUCCUUCAUUGUGCUGUAGGAAUCGUUCCAUCUUCUGUGGUCCUGACUGGGUUCCAGGUGAUGUCACGGGUGUUCUUGACCUGGGCAGUUACACACAGUGUGAAACAGGUACAGAGUGAGGACAGCGUGCUCUUGUUCGUGGCUGCGUGGACACUCACUGAGAUUGUGCGUUAUUCCUUCUACACCUUCAGCCUCCUGAACCACCUGCCCUAUGCGAUCAAAUGGGCCAGGUACACGCUAUUUAUCGUACUGUAUCCAAUGGGAGUUACGGGAGAACUGCUGACUAUAUAUGCAGCUCUGCCUCACGUUCGAAGGACUGGCUUGUAUUCUGUGACCCUGCCGAACAAAUACAACAUUUCCUUUGAUUAUUACACGGUCCUGAUUCUGGUCAUGAUUUCCUACAUUCCACUUUUUCCACAGCUCUAUUUCCACAUGCUUCGCCAGAGGAGGAAGGUCCUGAGCACCACAGAAGAGAGCAAAAAGAUCGAGUAGCCACAGCCCCUUCAUUGUGGGGGGAGGGGGAGUUUUGGGGAAGGGCACCUUGCCUCAAAUAGAGACUGGUUCUCCCUUUCUGCUGGAUUGUCAUGUUACCUUCUGAUUAACUCAGCUAACACAAUUGGCAUGGUUUUAACUGGACACCUUUGUGACUAAGUGCUUGACUCUCAAAGCAUCGAGAGUAUGUUAACCAACUGAAACUGGAUCCUCCAAAACCUGAAUUUAUGCAGUACUCCUGGUGUGUUCAGAGGGGGAGAGGGGUGACAUAAAGGGGAAAAUUCUAAAUUCCUAAAAAAUCAUUGUCAUAAAGGGUCUUGAGGAACGAUGUCCAAACAGACUUGUGAAUCUUGCAUCAUCAAUUGCGCUACUUCCCAGUUUGUGCUCCACCAAAUGGCAAAGUCCCUUGAUUCCCAGUACCAGAAGCAGGAGGGAGUCUACCUCUACGUGUUUCGCCAUAAGCAGAGAUUUAGUAACAGCUCAUGAGACCUGUUAAAAGUCUUGCGUGUUCAAAAGGCUAGAUCCUUUGUUGAAGAUCGGCACUGAGGUUAGCCAAUGGUCAUUCAUCUUCAGUCAACAGCACUCCCUUCAGUGCGUCACUGCCCUUUGUGGGAAUCCUGGCAGGGAAGGCCAUGUACUGGGACUGGAACCCAGAAAGGGAAGUAGAUACCCUUGAAAAGUUGUUGAGAUGAUGUAUAGGUAUGACUGUCCUGCAGAAUCAAUGUUCAGCUGCUUUAACAAGUAGCUGGCUUUGCCUGGUUUAGUAGCUAAGACUCUUCACACUGUCAGACUGGUCCUUGGUUUGAGGCUGGUGCAGGGUUGGUAGAUGCAUUUCUGCAGGUGUCAUCACAUUGUGUUGUUGCCAACUGCCUUUCCCCCACACUUCCUCGUUUCUCCCCCCCACAUCGGCUUCCCGACACACCUAUAGUUGUGACACACUGCCUUCCCAGAACCAAUCGGGAAGCAAAUAGACCCUCCAUUCCUUGAUUGGAUGAUUCUUGACUGUUAAUCAAAAUCAGCCUUUUUACCACAUGAUGUCUGGUUAUUUUUGUAAACAAAUGAACCAAAACCUUCAAAGAAAAUUGAAAAGUAAACAAUUUUUUUUAACGCUCCUUAUGAUUUUGCUCCUGGGUUUUUCAUUCACCAUUGUCCCGGAGGAUUAAUCUUUCAUUCCUGGCGGUUGGGAACUCUAAACUAGCAAUGCUGCUGAUACCACUGGCUGUUUUAUUCAUUGACAAACCUUCAUGGGAACCAUGGUUAGGGUCUAUACUGCCUGACCUGUUUUUCUUUCCCUCCACCUGCCGCUCCCCCCCCCACCUCAAAAUCUCUCACCCAACAACUAUAUUUUGAAAAUAAGACUUCUGUUUACCAUUUUUGUUAUUACGUUAAAAGGUGAAGGUCGCUCCUCGAUGCGAACAGUUUGUGUGGUGCAACACAUCUUUAGAGCUCAACUGAAAUGGUGAUUGCAGCUUUUCAGCAAAGUUGGCCAUUCCAAACUCAAACAAUCAGUUUGUAAUAAAACUGGACAAAUUAAUAAUUCCUCCCUCUUUUUUUUUUAACGGAGCGGUGUGGCCUCUAACUCAAUCACGUAAUGUUUAAAAAAAAAAUUAAAGAAAAGUCUUUUUAAUGGAAGAUUUAAGAGUAUGUCCGGCUCAGCCUGUGUGCAUCAACAGAUCUUAAUAUGUUCUUUUGUAUAUUUGGGUUGCUCUUUGUAAUUAAGGAUUUAAAGAUGUAGCGUUCUCAAGUUUGCACUUUUUUGCAUGAGAACAUUUGUAAUGAAACUUUCCUAAAUGUCUCUUGGCCAAUGUGUAGAUAGCCAGAGGAAGUAACAGAUUACUGUGACACUAUUGCUUGUUAUCUUGUUUGCGAAUUUGUCCGUCGUCUCAAAUAGGAAACAAGCAUGGUUUCUACUAACAAAUGAUUUGUCUCUUAAACUGCACAGUUCCUACCGAUCACCGGAAUUUGUUACGUAGGAAAGGCACCAGGCUGUGUUGACGCAGGUCUGUCUGGGCCUAGAGGUUUUUGCUUUAACCUGUUUAAAUUGUCUAGAAAUGCUCUUGCGUUUGCACGGUCAUCCUCGGCAUAGAUCAACCUCAAAGAUGUUUCUGCCCGUGUUAAUAAACUCUUGUGAAUCCGCA
Messenger RNA from Carcharodon carcharias (great white shark), 2890 nucleotides. It is a transcript of the gene hacd2, whose product is annotated as 3-hydroxyacyl-CoA dehydratase 2. Gene Ontology annotation, biological process: fatty acid elongation; sphingolipid biosynthetic process; very long-chain fatty acid biosynthetic process. The record is from RefSeq and is a predicted model, not a curated record. Bases 24 to 752 code for a protein of 242 amino acids. Gene Ontology annotation, cellular component: endoplasmic reticulum membrane. Lineage: Eukaryota; Metazoa; Chordata; Chondrichthyes; Lamniformes; Lamnidae. The transcript is spliced from 7 exons. Gene Ontology annotation, molecular function: 3-hydroxyacyl-CoA dehydratase activity.